AGUAUGGUCGCUGCUCUCGGUGGGGUUGAGGGAGGUUGUUUGUAGGCGCGGGCCAAAAGCUGAGCGCACGCUUUUUUUCUGAUACACAAGCGAAGACCACUAGCUUGCUUUAGCGUUAUGAGUAAACCGCUGUUUAGUGCUUUGCUACCGUUCACGACGCGUUAAUUUGGAAGCUGAAGUGAACCGAGCAAGGUGCAGAUGAAGAAGAGAGGAUGCUGGAAUGAGUGACGAAACACAGCAAACAUCAUGAUGGAGUCUCACUUCAAUACAGCAUCACUGUUUUGCCGCUGCUUUCGCGCUUUAAAGUCGCAGUUUGUAAGGCUUAAUAUCGAUAUUUAAGAAGGAGUAUUGGCGCUUUUGCUUUCGGACUGCUUGUAAAGCCGUUGUUUUGUUUGUGUUGGUAGUUAACCGUUUUAAUCGAUGCUCUGGAAUAAUCGCGCUGAGUAAGAGGAAGCCUUUCCUGGUUGAUAUAAUUAACGUACUUGCUGUAUAGGGUACAUUGAGUACUGUAGGAUCUUGUACAUAGAAUAAGUCAGCUGACUACUCGAGCCAUGGACUGUGUUAUAAUACGAGUUAAAGUUGAACGUGAACUCUUGAGCUUUGACGUUGACAUCAUGGAUAGACGCGGCUGAUUUUCAUCGAACAGGUGUCUCUUUAGUGUUUAUCCAUGACUCUGCCAUAUGCUGAUGGAACAGAAGGUCCUCAAUAAGUCCCCCAUGGUGUCCAGACUGCCAAAAUUUGGUGCCCGUCCUGUCAGUGGUACCCCAUCAUCCCUUCCCAAUGGUACAGCCCAGGCUGUGGUCACACAAGAGGGUAAGAAUCCCCCUGUCAGGCCAAAUGGAGUAGUCAGAGCCUCCUCCUUUUCCAUGAAAUGGAAAAAGGAAAAUGGUGGCUCAUUGGACACUUUAAACCCACUCGAAGGCACAAUACUAGAAGAGAAGAAAGAACCUAGGUCUCUACAGUCUCCAGGAAGUAAGGAGUUAAAAAGCCCUUCUACUCCUGCAUUUAAAGUGCGCAGGUCAGCCUCGUCAUUAUCCAGUGGAAGCCCCAAACCUGUACCCAAAUCCUCUAAAUCCAUCCAAAGUCCUAAACCAAAGCCCAAACACUCUCAGAUCUUGACAACCUCUAAAAGUCAGGACAUAUCCCAACAAAAGCCAACUCAAAAUGGAACUGCAUCUCUGGGGUCUUCACCAGGGCAAGCCAUCUCUUCAGGGCUCCAGCGACCGAGGACAAACUCUAGCUCUUCGCGAAGCACCUCUAGCUUAUCCCAAUCCAACGACAGCCUCUCAAAACAUUCGGUCGUGCCUGACCACAUGGUGCGCUCUCAGAGCUUCACCCACUUUAAACAAUUACCAUCGCCAACAUCUGCUCCCAUGACGCGCUCCUUCUCCUUCAACAAGGCUGUGGAGCUAGCCAAGCCACUAGCUAAUACCCAGCUGCGUCCUCCACGAACACUUGGACUCAAAUCUCCACUGAUCCUCAGCAAGGGCCGACCAAUGCUUGGUUUGGGGGCACUGGGAUUUGGAAAGGGCUUAACAGACAGACUACCUGCUGGGACUCCCUCUUCAGACAGCUUAACGCCGCCUAAUUCCACAAAAAGGCAGCUUUUACCUAACUCUGUGCUGACAAAACCCUCGUUACAAGCCUACAGGCUAAGUCGACCAAUUGCUGCCAAACCGCAGUGCCCUCCAGUGGUUAGGAGAAGCCCUGUGGAAAGUGACAUUAUAACUCCUCCGCUCACACCAGAGCAGCUCCACCGUGCCACAAAAAACGUUUCAGCUUUUACUGAUUCCCCAGAGGAGCCUGUUACAGAGCUGAGCCUGAAUGGGACCCUUCACUACACUGGGGAGGGAGCUGAGGACAUGUCUCUCUCCUCUGCAUCAUCUCUGGAGAGAAAUGACACCAGUGAGGAGUUCCUAGAUGACUUUGAAAACCUAGGGGACCAGUCGCAAAAUGGUCUCCUGCAGAACAAAAAUCCUGUGGCCACAGCCACCCGGAUACGCAUGCAGAGCUUCUUGAAUGAGACCAUGGACUGGGCUGGGAUUGGGCUGGCAGGUGGUAAGGCAGAUAUGCAGAGUGCUCCACUACGUGGUCCACCGCUCAUGUCCCCUGAAGUGGACCGCCAUGCGGUCUCUUCUCUGGAGCUCUCACCCUCUAACAGCUCUGGAGGGACAUACAUGUGGGAUGAGGAGGGCAUGGAGCCACUGGGACACAACACACACAUGCACCACUGCAGCAGUUUUGAGUCAGACCUCAACAGCGUCGACAUUCUGAACAACCUGGAUAAUACUGGCCCAUGUGACCUGGAAGAUGAUGACCUCAUGCUUGAUGUAGAUCUGCCAGAAGAUGCAGCAUUACUCAAUGAAGGAAUGGCCCACUUCGAGCACUCUGAGAGGGGAGGCCGGCCGGCUCAAUGGAGGAGGAGGCAGCAGAGGUGGAGCGGAGCAGAUCAUACUCAUAAUGACAACAGGCUGGCCGGGUUUCAUUACGAUGCCUGUCGUACAGGCCAUCGAACCCUCCAUCCUGCAGUUCAGCAUGACAGUCACACAGUGGCGCUAGAUGAGCUCACUCUCAAGCACAUGACAGAAGACUGUUCCUCUGUCAAAUCACAGCUGCUUAAACUCAAGAGUCUGCUGCAGAUGGAUGAUGGUGAGAUUACUCCAGAGAGUUUGGAUUCCAGCGAAGAUGACAGCAGAACCCAGCAGAUGGAGGAGCUGAUGAAGGAGGUGGCUCGUCUCAGAGAAGAGCUGAAAAAUAAAGAUAAAAUCAUCACACGGCUCACUCAUCAACAGCAUCAGGAAUCGCCAGUGAGAUGUCACUGUCAUCAGCAUAAGCCCGGGGUCAGAGGUGAGAGGAGAACACAUCAUGAUAAAUCCACUCAGACGGUGUGGCGACCACCCCAUCAUCACCCUGCUCCUCAAAUACUUCAGCCCAUCAGUCACAUCCCCAACGAGCCCCUCAUCCAGGAAAAACUAGCAAGAACAGUCCCCACAGGGGGCCGCAGUGAUGCCUGCACCGAAGGUGAACAGCCACCCGCGCCCCGUCCUCCAGCCCCCUGUGCCCAUCCAAUUCUGCCUCCUGCUAGAGACCCUCGUGUGGAGUCGAAAUCUCUGCCUGACCCAGAGGAGAUGAGUCGGUUGCUUAGCACCCACCUUCGCAUACAAGACAUCAAUGAGAGUGACUCACCGGGGGCUGGAGAACAGAUUGCGAGAUCGACCCUAGAAAGCCAUCAAAACAAACUGCUGCAAACACCUCACCCCCUGUCCCUCUUCAGCCCUCGUGUCCUGCAGCCUCCACGUCUACACAGACGGGUAACACUCUCUUCUCUGCCUGUAGGGGGCUGUAGUGGGUCAAACCCAAAAUCUAGACUCUCAGUGAACUACAAGGCCCAGCAGCAGCAGCUUCCUCCUUCUCCGUCCAGAGGUUUGCCAUGCUUCAGUGCAGAAAACCACAUCAUGCUGCAUGGCCAGCCCUCCCAGGCUUGGCCAGUAGUAAUCAGGAGAGAAGCUAACCCAGAACACAACGCUUCAGUAUCGCUUGGUAUCUCCACAAGACUCGCAAAGCCAAAGAUCCACUGAGUGUCAGCUGCAGCCAUAGACACUGAUAAGGCUACCUCCCUAAACGCAUGAUCACACAUGCGGCUUGCACUAGAUGGUGUUUUUAGUGGCUAGACAACAUUUUAAGCUAAAGCAGCUAAAGUUUUGCUUCUAACUAUGCAACAAAAAAGUGUCACAAUCAGUCUUCUGUUGCACAGAAGCAUUGCACCUAAAAGUCAUUGAUCUUCAUUCCACUUCACCACUCAUCUUCCAUAUUCACCAUAAUGAAUUGACAAAUGAAGAUGGACAGAAAUUCAGGCUGAAAAGCAGAGAAAACGCAGCAGAUUAGUCUUUGUUUUAUUGAUGCUAAACAAACGUCAAAGACAACGUGUGUGCAGUGCCAUUGACUGCCUGUGGAGCUUAUUUGAGACCCUCAUUGUCUGGAUGUUUUCCCUUGCGCCGUGCCCUCUGGACGCCCACUCAUUUAGUGGGUGAAUCUGACAUUUACAUCACCGACCUCCUGAGGUUUUACUGCAAAACACAUAUUAUUGUCUACGCAGCCUCCUAGAGCCUGUCUUAAGAAUGGAGUGAGUCAGUACAUCACAUGACUCAAGUCUCCUCUUCAAUUUUCACAGGAAAAGCUGUCAUUCUGCUGAGAUUUGGUGUGUUUGUGUAUUAGUUCAUGCUUCAUUUCACAUCCACAUCUGAGUUCACCACAUAAACCAGUCCAGGCUCUCGGUUAUUGUUUUUUCCCCCUCAUUCGUUCAUCUUGUUUGUCAGUGCAACAAGUCUCUAUGACCUACAGACACAGUGUUUUGGCAGGAGAGCACACAUUCUGCUGUCUGCGCUUCCUUUAUUUUCACCUUGGCUUCAGCAGAUUUUCAUUUAAACCUCAUGCCUCCUGUAUCAACGAGGUUCUUUUUGUUGAUUAUGGAUUAUGGCAUGCUUAGAGUUUUAACUUGCUUUUUCACCUCUCAUUAGUCACGCACACAACUGUUAUGAGGCUUUUAAAUUAUUUAUACGCUAUAAAGAUGUUUACAGUUGCCUUUAUUAGGCUGUUCGGUCUGUUUCAAUUCUGCAGGAACUUGUUUGCCUUGUCUUUGGCAGAGAAACACUCUUGCUGAGAUACUUUAAAUGUGCAACACUUGAUGUACACACUUGAUGAAGUUCUUAGUUUUUGGAAAUGUUGUUGCACUAACUAUUUUUUGGCUCUGCGAGACAUGAAUUAUUAAAGACACAUGGUAAUAUUUUAGUUAAAAUUCUGAAGAUAGAUGCUUUGGACUGUUUGUCCAGUGCAAGUUGCUUUUGAUGUCCAUAUUGGCCACAGUAGAUGUUUUCUUGGAUAUUCAGGAUGAUUUUUCUUUAGGGAGCACUGCAAAAAAUGCGUUUCUUACUUACAUUUUUUGUCUUUUUUCUAGUCCAAAUAUCUAAAAAUUCUUAUAUCAAGAAGCACUUUGGAGGUAAGAAAAACUUAAGUCUUGUUUUGAGAAAUAAAAUGCCAAUAUUAAGUGAGUUUUUCCUUUUAAACAAGCAAAAUAAUCAGCCAAUGGGGUAAGCAAAAUAAUUUAGUUUUUCCUUUUGACAUAAGAUUGCUUACCCCAUUGGCAGAUUAUUUUGCUUGUUUUAAGGAAAAACUUUCUUAAUUUUGCCAUAAUAUCUUGAAACAAGACAAUAUGUUUUGCUUGCUAAAAAAUUCUUCUUGAUUUAAGAAUUUUUAGAUAUUUGGAUUAGAAACAAGACAAAAAAUCGAAGUAAGAAGAGCAUUUGUUUGCAGAGUUUUUCAUAACUCUUCUUAUCUUUUCAAAUAUUGGUCAAAUGUGAGUUUUUGUGCUUUUGGCAUGCCUUGAUACAUAAUACUCACUAAUAUACAGAUAUACAACAAGAUCAACUGCAUGGAAGCACAUACAUUUUCCAUAUUAUGAUUUCAAAUCCCGCUUCAAGUCCUCCUUAGUGCUUGUGUGCAAUAUAUAUGUAUCAGAGUGUAUGUACUUAUCAGUAUAUACAAGAACUUCACCUUAUAGCUUCCCCGCAAAACUUCAGUCUGAAAUGAAAAUGAUUUACUGCCAUCUUCUCACCACAUGAGGGGUUUUGGGUUUUACACCGCAAUCUCACGUGGGCCACAUACUUCUGGACACACCUUAAGCAGAGAUGGGUAGCCAUGUCUAAAACCAACUAAAGAAAAUCAAUAGAAGGAUAUUUGUGUGUGUGUGUGUGUCGUUCGCUCUCACCCAGCUCUGUGGUUAUACUAAGCAGAAAAUCAAUGGAGGGCUUGUUUUGUAAUGCUCUGGAGACACUUUGUUUGUGUUUCUCUCUCACUUUCUGUCUCUCAUUGUGCCCGUGUACGUGUGCAGGAGGAGAGGUCCCACUGUAGACUUGCUAAUUUAAAGUCACAGAAGUACAUUGAUUCUGUCCGUCAUGGGCAGAGGUGAAUCGCUGGUGUCAAUGAGGUGCCCGUUUACAGCCAGGAGCAUCUUCUCUUUCAUUAGUUGAUUAAUAAGACAGAAAUGUAAAAAGAAAAGUAACAUCCCUAAAGACAUGGUUUAAUUGGAAUUUAAAAUUGAAACCAAAAAAAUGUGUUUGAAAUUAUUACCCUUCUGUCUUUUUACAAAAUGUCUUUGCCCAUGCGAUGAUGGUGAGAAAAAAAACCCAGUCUGAUUAAAAGUUAAACAGCAUGUUUUGGAUCACAUAAACAUUCACUGAAUAAAGAAAAAAGUUGAUAUAAAAUGUUCAAAAUUCUGUUCAUACUGUUAAAAGACUCUCAAGAAUAUCUGCAGACACAAAGAUGCCAUUAACAAAUAACUGCUGCAGUCCUGCAAUGUGAAAACCCUUCAUCAAAAACAAGUUAAAAGCGCAAUUAAAACACUAGCUGUCCGUUUUCCGAAUAACUCAAAUAAAUGCACUCAUACAAAGACCUGGUAUAAAAAACAUUUACAUGUAUGACUUGCUGCCCAUGUGUGCGUUUCCUAUUCACUGGGAUAUUUUUUACCUAGCAUGAAAAUGUUUAAAGAAAAAGGGCACUUGCCAUCCUUUAAAAAAAAUAAAUAUAUAUAUUUUCCACAGACUUCAUGUCUUGCCAUGUUUUUUCACCUGUUGUGACCCCAUUGUAUGUGGCAUUAUUAGAAAACAACCACCGCUCCAUUAUAGCUUCAUGAAAAUAACAGCUGCCAACCUGUUUGUGUUCACAGAAAAGAUGUGUACUAACAGAGGAAUGAAUUCAAGCACUUUAAAUGACCCGUUUCAACCUCCAUGACGGAGGUAUUGGUAAUUUUUCUUUUUUGUUUGUUUUUUUGACCUGAUCUGUUGAUUUGCUAUCAUUUUAUUGUGGCAACUUCUUUUUUUUGUGCAUCUUAAUGUUUUGUCCUUGUGUGUCCUGGUUCAGUGGAAGGUGUGAUACUUUAAUAAAGUGAAGAAGUAUGA
Danio aesculapii is the source of this 6953-nucleotide messenger RNA. It is a transcript of the gene ccser2a, whose product is annotated as coiled-coil serine-rich protein 2a. The record is from RefSeq and is a predicted model, not a curated record. Gene Ontology annotation, cellular component: microtubule cytoskeleton. Gene Ontology annotation, molecular function: microtubule binding. Gene Ontology annotation, biological process: microtubule bundle formation. The transcript is spliced from 11 exons. The coding region runs from base 681 to 3578 and encodes 965 amino acids. Lineage: Eukaryota; Metazoa; Chordata; Actinopteri; Cypriniformes; Danionidae.